AUGUCUACCGCCUCUUUGUCCAUCGUCCAGCCAAAGAGCAGUCAUCUUUCACUGCCAAAGGGCACUGAGGCUUUCGAGGAGCUGAAGGACAAAGUUCUGGGUGAAUUCGCAGCCAAAGUACCAUUGGAACUCCGGCUACCGCAAGCUUUAAUUGAUGAUCCACCCAAAGACGUGUCGAAUAUUCCCCGAGAGUGUGGCAUCUUAUCAGCCAAUGAUCUUGAAAUUACUGAUCAGUAUGAUGCAGUAGCACUUGCUGAGGCUAUCGCAAGUAAAAAGCUGACCGCUGUCGAGGUUGCGACGGCUUUUGCUAAACGAGCAAUUAUUGCCCAUCAGCUAACAUGCUGCCUGGUUGAUUGGUUUUUGGACGAGGCGAUUGAGCGCGCUCGAUUACUUGAUCGCCAUCUCGAAGAGACGGGAAAGACUGUCGGGCCUCUUCAUGGCGUUCCCAUUAGUGUCAAGGAGCACAUGCCACUGGCAGGACAUUAUUCUGCCACCGGGUAUUGGGAUACUAGGGUCUUGGAUACUGAAGACUGCCAGAUGAUGGCUAUUCUCAGGGCUGCGGGUGCCGUCUUCUACUGCAAAACGCUCCAGCCGCAGUCGAUUAUGCACUUGGAAACAGUGUCGCUCUUGGGUCGCACUCUAAACCCUUUCAACAUCAACCUCACGGCAGGUGGUUCAACAGGCGGUGAGGCUGCUCUAAUAGCAAUGAGAGGUUCUGUUCUUGGUGUUGGGACAGAUAUUGGAGGCAGCGUACGGUGUCCUGCCGGAGCCUGUGGCAUCUAUGGUUUCAAGCCGACCUCGUACACCUUGCCCAUGUCGGGAUUCUUGCCGGAGGGUUUUGGGGCCGAGCUAAAUGUCUUGUGCUCAACUGGGCCAAUGUGCACAUCUCUUCGUGACAUGGAUCUGUUUAUGAGGGUCCUGGUGGCUGCGAAGCCGUACCUGAGCGACCCGCGCCUUAUUCCAAUUCCUUGGACAGGUUUGAGCGGUGCAAAGAAGUCGCCACUAAAAAUUGGCUUCAUGAUGAAUGACGGUGUGAUUGAACCACAGCCACCGGUCAGCAAAGCUUUGAUGUGGGCCAAGGUUCAGUUGGAGAAAGCGGGCUCGUUCGAAGUGAAGGAGUUUAAACCAUUCAAGGUGGCAGAGGCAAUGAAGAACAUCCGCCUCGCCUACUGGCCUGAUGGGGGGAAGGCAGUCAAGGCUCACCUUGCCAGCACAGGAGAGCCCAUGCUUCCUCUAACUCAAUGGAUCAUCAAAGAUGCUGAAGGAGAGGACAUCGGCACCGCUGGGGUUUUGCGACAGCGAGUAAUCAGGGACUUGUUUCGUGCAGAGUUUGCAAGUCAUUGGACGGAACAGGACGUUGAUGUGGUGAUAAGCCCGGCUUUCGUCGGUCCAGCUUGUUUGCAUGAAACGGCCUUCUACUGGAACUACACGGCUUUCUGGAAUUAUGUCGACUGUCCUGGCGUGUGCCUCCCAACGCCAUUCAAGGCGGGAAAGAAGGGCACUGAAGACUACCCAGAAGACAAACAGACACCAUUGAGCGAAGAAUGCAAGCACGUCAGACAACUAUGGGCUGAAGGUGACUUUGAGGGUGCUCCCAUUGACAUCCAGGUUUGUGCUAGGAAGUAUCAUGACAAUGAUCUGUUUGCCGCGUUAGAGGCGAUGAAAGACACCCUCCAGUUUUAA
Clonostachys rhizophaga is the source of this 1683-nucleotide messenger RNA. NCBI's taxonomy places the organism in Eukaryota, Fungi, Ascomycota, Sordariomycetes, Hypocreales, Bionectriaceae. The record is from the annotation of a GenBank genome assembly.